AUGGUUGUGGAAGACACCGAUGGCUAUUGGGACAUUGUUGUGUCGUCAUUGCAAGACAUUUGCAACGCCAACGAGUCGUUGUCGUUCGACGACAUUUUCGAAAAAUACAACGAGCCCAAAUUGCAAGAACUCGAUUCUAUCGAGGUGGAAGCGCUCAAAGAGGAAAUCAAUGAUCACAUGAUGAACAUCGGCACAGCGUCAAGGUUGAUCGACACGUGCCAGAUGAACCUACAAACCUUGAUCUCCACGGCGGAAAAGGCCCAACAACAGCAGCAGCAGCAGCUUCAACAAUCAAGCCAAACGGCCAGUUUGCCCAGAAAUUCGAAAGCACAGUCGGGCGGCAAAAUCGGCAAGACGCAUGGGAAAAAAGGCAGCCCGAAGUAUGGGCGGAUCUAUUGGGUCUCGAAGUACGAUCCUCUGGAGCCAGUGAUGGUUGGAUCUGAAGUGGCGUAUAAGCUUAGAAACAGACACUUUGAGGAGUGGAUCCAGUGUGAAGUCACCAAGAUCUUGGGCGACGGCACGAAAUUCGAGGUUCGUGACCCGGAACCAGACGAGAAUAACAACCCGGGCCAGACAUUCAAGGCAAACUACAAGGAGCUUCUUCUUAUUCCCACCAAAGCCGAGGUUGCGGGCCUACUAUCCUAUCCAUACGGAACCAAGGUUUUGGCGCGGUACCCGGAAACCACAACGUUUUAUCCUGCUGUGGUUGUGGGCUCGAAAAAGGACGGCACUGUACGUCUUAAAUUUGACGGAGAAGAAGAGGUCAACAAAGAAACCGAGGUUGAGCGCCGGCUUGUGUUGCCCUUUCCAGAAAAGUAA
Molecule: messenger RNA, 819 nt
Organism: Clavispora lusitaniae ATCC 42720
Lineage: Eukaryota; Fungi; Ascomycota; Pichiomycetes; Serinales; Metschnikowiaceae
Cellular component (GO): SAGA complex
Source: RefSeq, a predicted model, not a curated record